AUGCUAAGAAUUUCUACUAAUUGCUCAAUUAAACGUGUUGUAUCGACACCACCAUCUCAACUAAGACAACUAAGCUCCUCAUCAAUACUUUUCACUAAUGAUACAAAGCCAAAGAAUAGUUCUGCUCCAUCUACGGAUUCAAAGAGAAUUCCUAAAGUGAGACUCGAUAUGAGAAAUGGUCCAAGUUUUGAAGAUUUUUUAAUGGGAAGAGCAAACAAAGAUUAUGUAACUCUGGACCCUUUGGCAAGAGCAAGAACCGACAAAGAAGAAUAUAAGAAAUUGCCUAGAUGGCUGAAAGUUCCAAUUCCCAAAGGAUCAAGCUUCCAUAAAAUGAAAGGUGAUUUGAGAGAUUUGAAGCUGAGUACAGUUUGUGAAGAAGCUAAAUGUCCCAAUAUUGGGGAAUGUUGGGGUGGUUCUGAUAAAUCAAAAGCCACUGCAACAAUCAUGUUGUUAGGUGACACAUGUACUCGUGGUUGUAGAUUUUGCUCUGUUAAGACUAAUAGAACACCAGCAAAACCUGAUCCAAUGGAACCUGAGAAUACUGCAGAAGCUAUCAAGAGAUGGGGUCUUGGUUAUGUCGUCUUAACAACAGUUGAUAGAGAUGACUUACCAGAUGGUGGUUCCCAUCAUUUAGCUGAAACAGUAAUGAAGAUUAAACAAAAGGCUCCUAAUACUUUGGUUGAAACAUUAGGUGGGGAUUUCAGAGGGGAUUUAUCUCAAGUGGAUGUUUUGGCUAAAUCUGGUCUAGAUGUUUACGCUCAUAACUUAGAGACUGUAGAAGCUUUGACUCCUCAUGUCAGAGAUAGAAGAGCUACUUAUGCUCAAUCCUUAAACGUAUUGAAACGUGCUAAAGAAACUGUACCCACUUUGAUUACAAAAUCUUCUAUAAUGUUGGGGUUCGGUGAAACUGAUGAUCAAGUCUUACAAACUUUGAAAGAUUUACGUACAAUUGGUUGUGAUAUUGUUACUUUCGGUCAAUAUAUGAGACCAACAAGAAGACAUAUGAAAGUUGUUGAAUAUGUCAAACCUGAUAAAUUCAAUUAUUGGAGAGAUAAAGCUCUUGAACUUGGAUUUUUACAUUGUGUCUCUGGUCCAUUAGUUCGUUCCUCUUAUAAAGCUGGUGAAGCCUUUAUUGAAAAUAUUCUUAAGAAAAGAAAGCUAGUUGCCAAUUCUUCUAUACUCAACUCAGUGAAAGAUAUGAACAUGGAAACUAACAUCUCAUUCAAAUAG
Molecule: messenger RNA, 1230 nt
Organism: Henningerozyma blattae CBS 6284
Lineage: Eukaryota; Fungi; Ascomycota; Saccharomycetes; Saccharomycetales; Saccharomycetaceae
Gene: LIP5
Product: lipoate synthase
Exons: 1
Coding region: 1-1230 (409 amino acids)
Biological process (GO): lipoate biosynthetic process
Cellular component (GO): mitochondrion
Molecular function (GO): 4 iron, 4 sulfur cluster binding; lipoate synthase activity
Source: RefSeq, a predicted model, not a curated record